This is a messenger RNA of Anoplophora glabripennis (Asian longhorned beetle), 1053 nucleotides long. RefSeq names its product uracil phosphoribosyltransferase homolog (gene kri). The coding region runs from base 146 to 808 and encodes 220 amino acids. NCBI's taxonomy places the organism in Eukaryota, Metazoa, Arthropoda, Insecta, Coleoptera, Cerambycidae. The transcript is spliced from 5 exons. The record is from RefSeq and is a predicted model, not a curated record.
ACAAGCCAGCGGCAAAAUAACCUCAAACCUUAGCUUUACUUGCUCUUGCAAACUUUUUACAACUUUAUCAACAAUUCAUUCAACUGACUAGUUCACUUACCGUCAACCAGGUACUUCGUACUGUUUAAAACACGCGGAGGCUAAAAUGGGCACUCAAGACAUCGAAAUAAACUAUGGUUAUGAUUUGUGUAAACAGUACAAAGGCCUGCAACUCUUACAUGCACAUCAACAAAUCAAAGAACUGCAAACAAUAUUAAGAGACAAAAAUACCUCCAGAAGUGACUUCAAAUUCUACGCGGAUCGUCUGAUCCGUCUAGUCAUCGAAGAUAGCUUAAACCAGCUUCCGUUCACCGAUUGUAAGGUUAUUACGCCAACAGGAGCCACGUAUAACGGUUUGAAGUACAGAUCGGGUAAUUGCGGUGUGUCCAUAGUGAGAUCGGGAGAAUCAAUGGAACAGGGCUUGCGAGAUUGUUGCCGCAGUAUUAGGAUAGGAAAAAUUCUAGUCGAAUCAGACGCCGAUACACAUGAGGCGAGGGUUGUCUAUGCUCGAUUUCCAGAGGACAUAGCAAAGAGAUAUGUUUUAUUGAUGUAUCCCAUAAUGUCUACUGGAAAUACAGUGAGCAAAGCGGUAAACGUCCUAAAAGAGCACGGAGUGAAAGAAGAAUGUAUUAUUUUAAGUAACUUGUUCUGCACACCACAAGCCGUGCAGGCGGUAUUGGAGUCAUAUCCAAGGAUGAAAAUUUCCACCUCCGAAGUCCAUCCAGUAGCUCCGAAUCACUUUGGCCAAAAGUAUUUUGGGACCGACUAAAGACUGAUUGACCACAUACCGCAAGCCCUUUUUUUGAGUGACGAUGAAACCGUUGUUCAUAAAGUAUUUAAUUAUGCAUUAUCGUUUCAGUGAUAAGUUGUGUAAUUGCAAUAAUUUAUUGUAAUUUUAUUAUGUGAUGUAAUCUUCGGAUAAUUUAAUUUUAUUAUUUAUCUUGUUAACAGGUAUUCUGUGUUGUGAAGAUGUUAUUGUUUAUAUCUAAUUUAAUAAAGUGUCUUGGAAUUGUU